This is a messenger RNA of Cloeon dipterum, 3578 nucleotides long. Its product is annotated as trithorax group protein osa-like. The transcript is spliced from 4 exons. Bases 63 to 2921 code for a protein of 952 amino acids. The record is from RefSeq and is a predicted model, not a curated record. Lineage: Eukaryota; Metazoa; Arthropoda; Insecta; Ephemeroptera; Baetidae.
GUCAGAAGCAAGGUGGCUGCUAUCGAAGGUUGGCUACGCGUGGUAUUUGUUGAUCUUGCGAGAUGCAGCAGGAGAGCGCCGAAUCUUCGGCCAAGGAGGCUUCGCCUAAGCAGGAAAAUCCGUCUCCCGCCCGACAGCAGGAGAACGGCGGCGCCGACGAGCCUCCCCCGCCGCCGCCGCCACAGCAGCAUCCGCCGCCAACGCAGCCCCCGGGGAGCGUCGAAGCGCCCGCCAACGGGGCACCGAGCCCCCGCGAGCCCGAGGAGGGACAACCUCUGCCGAGCAAUGUGCUGCCUAAGCAGCAGCAGCAACAGCAGAACAACGAGUUUCUGCAGCAGCAAAGCAAGAUUUUUGUCUUUUCGACGUCGCUGGCCAACCAAGGUGCCGAGGCUGUAAUCCAGAGGCAAUUUCCGUCCAUCAUUUCCUUCCACUGCGCCCAACCAGGCACGAAGCAAGUAUCUUGCGAGAUGCAGCAGGAGAGCGCCGAAUCUUCGGCCAAGGAGGCUUCGCCUAAGCAGGAAAAUCCGUCUCCCGCCCGACAGCAGGAGAACGGCGGCGCCGACGAGCCUCCCCCGCCGCCGCCGCCACAGCAGCAGCCGCCGCCAACGCAGCCCCCGGGGAGCGUCGAAGCGCCCGCCAACGGGGCACCGAGCCCCCGCGAGCCCGAGGAGGGACAACCUCUGCCGAGCAAUGUGCUGCCUAAGCAGCAGCAGCAACAGCAGAACAACGAGUUUCUACAGCAGCAAAGCCAGAUUUUUGUCUUUUCGACGGCGCUGGCCAACCAAGGUGCCGAGGCUGUAAUCCAGAGGCAAUUUCCGUCCAUCAUUUCCUUCCACUGCGCCCAACCAGGCACGAAGCAGUAUCUUGAGAAAAACCCACUACGCACAUCACAAUUUACCCGGCAGCCAUGGAUGUCAAAACGAUCGUCUCUCGCCGGCGUACAGGUACCUGAUGAAAACCUCACACCCCAGCAGCGCCAACACCGAGAGGAGCAACUGGCCACCCUUCGGAAGAUGCAACAAAUGUUGUUUCCUGAGCGGCCGCCCCCCUUCCGCUCCGCCUCAGCCCCAAUUGCCUCGCCUGGGGCACCAGCCUCCCCGGCGGGCCACUCAUUGCCGGCGGCCAGCCCAAGUACGCCACUGGCAGGCGCGUCACCCUCCCCUGGCAUUAAAAAGGAGCCGAGCCUGAUGCCAGUGCCGUCUCCUCAGCAGAUUCAGUAUUUGGCCUCCUUUGAGGGCCAUGAGCUCACAAUACAGCGGCAGCCAAACACGGGAAUCACUGAUCCCCAUCUUUUAUCACCUAUGCAGCCUUCUGGGAUGGACGAUCCAAAUCGGCCGAUGGCACCGUCCUACCCCUCAACUCCCAACUUUGGCAGUCCGUCGGACGUGAAGAAGCAGCCGCAGAGUCCGUCAGACGUGAAGCCGCGUUUUGGCACUGACAUCAAGCCCAACUUCACAACAGACGUGAAACCGUGCUUCCCGCAAGGCCCCGGAUCUCAAGCACCGCCCAUGUCCCCGUCGUCCUUCCAGAAGAACUCUCCCGCCUUCCCUCCUGAGAUGCCUUCACCGCCCAAACUGUCUCCCCCGCCUGACAUACCUCUGAACCCAGUGGGUCCGCAGGGCGGCACCAAGGGCCGCUUUGACCCCAUCACCUCUAUGGAAGCGAUGAGCCAGCAGUUGGCCUCGCCAGGCCCCAACAUGAUGCCCCCCAUGAUGUAUGGCAGUCCGCAGGAGGCCAUGUGCGGCGGCGGUGGAGGCCAGCAGCCCCCUCCUCAAGGGCCCCCGCAGCAGCAACAGCAACAGCAGCAGCAGCAGCCCCCACAGCAAAUGGGCCCGCAGCAGGGCUUCCCUUCGAACGUGGCCAUGAUGCAGAACCAGCCAACAUCGCCGAUGAUGCAGCAGCCGAGGGGCUCUCCGCCAGUGAACUUCAACCCGAUGGGCCCCCAGAUGGGUCAGAGGCCCUUGAUGGGCCCCCAGCAGUGCCGGCCUCCGUACAACGGGGCCAAUAUUCAGGUGAAGGCGAGUGCGCCGAACACUAUACAGUACCACCCACCGACGCGGCCGCAGACGCAGCAGCCACAGGGGCCUCCGGCGCGACCCAGUUUGGAAUUUUUACACCGAUUCGCGAAUCCACAAGGGGGUCCACCAGACUCUAACAAGAUGGGCUACUACCCGAAUGGUGGGCCGAUGAACGGGGCGGGCCCAAUGGGCAGUCCGGGAGUGCCGAUGGGUGGGCCCAUGGGCAGUCCCAUGGGGGUUCCGAUGUCGGGGCCCAUGGGACCGGGGGGUCACGGUGGACCCAUGAACCAUGGCAACCAAAUGGGCCCGAUGGGUCCGUCAGGACCAAUAGGUCCUGGCGGCAUGGGGCCUGGAAUGAUGGGCUCCGGGCCUAUGGGUUCUGGGCCCAUGGGGCCCGGCCCGAUGGGUCAGAUGGGGCCAGGACCCAUGGGGCAAAUGGGGCCAGGGCCGAUGGGACCCAUGGGGCAAAUGGGGCCAGGUCCCAUGUGCGGCAGCAAUCCGAUGGGCCCCGGUGGGCCGAUGGGUCCAAUGGGCCAAAAUAUGGGGCCCGGUGGGCCGAUGGGCGGGCCCAUGGGACCUGGGAGUCAGAUGAUGGGCCCAAUGGGUCCGGGACAAAUGGGUGGCGGCGGGCCGAUGGGCCCGAUGGGAGUGCGAAGCCGGCAGCCGAUGCCGAUGCGACCACAGCAAAUGUUCCCGCCGCAAAUGGACUAUCAGGACUCAGUGAGCCAGCCGCUGCCACCGUCGAUGGGCGCGCCGUUCGGCAAAGGUGGUUACGUGGGCCCGUCGGCCACCGCGGACCCCAACUACGCGCAGCAAUUUCACAACUUCCAGCAGCAGCUUUACGCGACCAACACUCGUGGUCAAAGUGGGGCGCCUGGACCACCGCAGCCAUUUUUCAAGUGACCCCCACAGUGCCAUGUUUAGUGCAAUCACAGACUUGUUGUUCUUAUUGACUUGACAUUUGUAAGCAAAAAUUUAUCUUUUAUUAAUAAAAACGACUCGAUCGUAAAGAUAAAUUUAACGCCAGUUUGUUGCCCAGACACUUUUUUGCGUUUCAAAAGGUUUCCGUACGGCAAAUAAGGACACGGAGUCUUAAUUUAAUUAACAUCUUUAUUAGCGCUCUUCAGCUAACAGAAAAUGUCGCUUGCAAGCAAGCGGGCCUCAACUCAUUUGAAGCGGUGGAAAUAAUUAAAAGUAUCAGUGCUCUGCAAAUCCCCUCGUUUUUAAAACUUUCAGUAAAUGCGGCAUUUAGAGGUACCCAAUUGAAUUAUUGUGAUCAAAUUAAACAGCAGCAAUUGCGACCACAUUCCUGAGGCAAAUAUCAUGGCAGGUACUCGCGAGAUAAAACAUAAAAUCUGUUUUAGAUACGUGUAGCGUAUAAUGAUUGUUGUAAUGUGUAUUUAAGAGUGAUUGAAAGGGGAUUUGACUAAACUAAACUAGACACUAAGGUGAUCAGCGUCGAAACUAAGAAGGAGAAAAAGCGCUUCAUUUCAUGGCUAUGUUUCGCUGAAGUUAAUCAGAACCACCCUUCUGAUAAUUCUCGAGGUUGGCCAUUACCCA